Messenger RNA from Setaria italica (foxtail millet), 1886 nucleotides. Its product is annotated as CBL-interacting protein kinase 30. The transcript has 2 exons. The record is from RefSeq and is a predicted model, not a curated record. Gene Ontology annotation, molecular function: ATP binding; protein kinase activity. Bases 283 to 1713 code for a protein of 476 amino acids. NCBI's taxonomy places the organism in Eukaryota, Viridiplantae, Streptophyta, Magnoliopsida, Poales, Poaceae. Gene Ontology annotation, biological process: signal transduction; protein phosphorylation.
UGGGUGAGACCUUUGCUCCCAACCAUUGCAUCCGACAGAGUUUCUCUCCUAAAGUUAGUGAAAAGGGGAUCCUCAUUUCCUCCCAUCAACACCACUGGACAGUAAUCGCCAAGCACCUCCUAGCCUCAGAUCUCACCGAGCAUAUCAAACCCCAACCUCUCUUGCCAAUGGUCAUCCACCAUCUCAACCGCUGCGCACAAGGGUACAGUCUCCGUCCGGCCGUUUGCCCGGCCGGACCUUCCUUCACACCCAUGAUCACCUGGAGAAUUUCCUUUGCUUCCCAUGGCCAUGGAGAAGAACCAAGACACCCAGCUGAUCAUGGGCCGUUACAGGCUCGGCCGCCUCCUCGGCCGCGGCAACUUCGCCAAGGUGUACAAGGCCCAUAAGGUGGCCACCGGCGAGGUCGUGGCCAUCAAGGUGUUCAACAAGGACGCCGUGCGCCAGUCCGGCAUGUCGGAGAAGGUGAAGACGGAGGUGGACGUGAUGCGGCGCGUGCACCACCCCAACGUCGUCCGCCUCCACGAGGUGAUGGCCACGCGCUCCAGGAUCUACUUCGUCAUGGAGUACGCCGCCGGCGGCGAGCUCCUCGCGCGCCUCGCCCAGAGCGCGCGGCUUCCCGAGCCCGUGGCGCGCCGCUACUUCCAGCAGCUGAUCACGGCCGUCGAGUUCUGCCACAGCCGCGGCGUCUACCACCGCGACCUCAAGCCCGAGAACCUGCUCCUCGACGCGCGCGGCGACCUCAAGGUCUCCGACUUCGGGCUCAGCGCGCUGCAGGACGCCGGCGCCCGGCUGCGCGGCGACGGCCUCUUGCACACCGCGUGCGGCACGCCGGCGUACGUCGCCCCCGAGGUGCUCCUGAAGUGUGGCUACGACGGCGCGAAGGCGGACAUCUGGUCGUGCGGUGUGAUCCUCUUCGUGCUCAUGGCCGGCUACCUCCCGUUCAACGACACCAACCUGGUGUUGCUAUACCGGAAGAUCACGCAGAGCAACUACAGGUGCCCGCCGUGGUUCUCCGUCGACGCGCGCAAGCUCCUCGCCAGGCUGCUCGACCCCAACCCCAGGACCAGGAUCACCAUGACCAAGCUCAAGGCCCAUCCCUGGCUCCAGAAAGGGCCCUGCCCUCUCACCGACAAGCCUCUCGUCACGAGCGAGACCUCCGUGCUGCUCGGCAAGGAAGCCUGCAAGUGCCACCACCACCGCGACGAAGAGGACGAGGAGGACGCCCGGGAGAGGAAGCGCUCCAAGGUGACCGUGUCGUCGCCGACCAUCGCCGUGAGGCCGUCGAGCAUGAACGCCUUCGACAUCAUCUCGCGGUCGAGCGGGCUGGACCUGUCCAAGAUGUUCGAUGAGGAGCACGGGGCGGAGGCGCGGUUCGCCUCCAGAGAGAGCACGGCGGCGAUCGUGUCCAAGCUGGAGGAGAUCGCCGAGGCGCGGAAGCUCAGCGUCAAGCUGAAGGAGAAGGGCAGGGUCGAGAUGGUGGGCAGCCAGGACGGGGGAAGAGGCGCGCUCGCCAUCGAGGCGGAGAUCUUCGAGGUGGCGCCGUCGGUGCACGUGGUGGAGAUGAGGAAGACCGGCGGCGACUCGCUCGAGUUCCGAGAAUUCUACAGGCAGGACCUGAAGCCGUCGUUAGGCGACAUUGUGUGGUCGUGGCAGGGCGGUGAUUUGCCGCCGCCGGCUCUCGUGCCGGCAGCGCCGAGGCGGACCACCACGUAGCGUUCCUCCUGAAUCAAGGAGUUCUGAUUUGCCGGUGAUGCAUGUGAUCCGAUCGGCAUCCGGUCUUGGCGUCUUGCUAUUGUAAUCCAUCAGGCCGGCCCACAUGUUUCCUAAACUUCUGGGCUUCUGUUUACUGCAGAAUGAGAAUUUUUUCAUUUUUCUAUUUUUUAUUU